Molecule: messenger RNA, 1679 nt
Organism: Cercospora beticola
Lineage: Eukaryota; Fungi; Ascomycota; Dothideomycetes; Mycosphaerellales; Mycosphaerellaceae
Product: NAD(P)/FAD-dependent oxidoreductase
Molecular function (GO): sarcosine oxidase activity; saccharopine oxidase activity; flavin adenine dinucleotide binding
Source: RefSeq, a predicted model, not a curated record
GGGGAGGUAAGACUCCGCUUGACCGCGCAACAAGAUAAUCCCAAGCUGCGCCUGGAAAAAUUGUCCUUGACCACCACUUUCGCUCACCACACAGAUCCAAGUCGACGGAACAGCCACUUCUUCACAAGACGUCAUCGUCAGGAUGCCAAUCUUCGCGACAUAUGGCAAGGAUGGUCGAAGAAUCACGCAGCCUAACAACGUCGCUCCAACCAUCAAGCGUAUAGACGUUGACAAUCCGCUCGAAGGAAAGCCGGAGCCUACUGUGCUGAUCAUCGGAGCUGGUACUUUCGGCACAUCUACCGCCUAUCACCUUGCCCAGCUCUACAAAGACCCAUCCAAGGUGACCAUCAUCGACCAAUCCUCCAGCCCACCGAAGCUCGCCGCAGCCAUUGAUGUUAAUCGCGUCAUCAGAACCGACUAUGCCAACAAGAUAUACUGCGACCUCGCAUGCGAGACUAUCCACCCAUGGUUCUGGUCCGAAGAACUGGGUCCAUUCUUCCACAAAGUGGGCUGGCUGAUGUACGAAGAAGAAGGCAGCGACCUCAAAUCCCGCAUCAAAUCCACCUUUGAAGGAAGAGGAAGCACUCAAGCCCAAGACAUCGACCUCAACAACAUCUCCUCCCGUUGGAACGCACUCCAAGGCACCUCCUCCGAAGGCUUCCAAUCCGCCUACUUCAACCCCGAAGCAGGCUGGUGCGACGCCGCCCAAGCAACUCACGCCUUCAUGCAAGCCGCCGAACGCAAAGGCAUCCGCCGCGAAACCGGCAAAGUAACCCAACUCCUCCACGACUCCACAACCAAAACUAUUCAGGGCGCUCAAACCGCCGACGGCCGCACCUUCUACGCCGAUAAAACGAUCCUCUGCACCGGCCCCUGGACCUCCGCCCUCCUCUCCACCCUCGAAGAAUCCCUCUCCCUACCCACCAACCUCCGCAUCGAAUCCCAAAUCCAAGCCACAGGUCUCUGCGCAGCCUACUACAACUGCACCUCAACCGAAAUCUCCCAACUCGAUAACUUCCAACUCCCCGUCGUAGUCUACGGUGGUCUCGGAGAGAUCAUCCCACCCUCUCAUGGAAACAAACUCAUGAAAUACGCGAAUUCUCGCUCUGGAAUUAUAAAUUCCCACACUCUUCCUUCGGGUCAUAAGAUUUCCAUCCCGGCGGAAGAUCAAUACUGUGUACCAGAAUGCUUGAAACAAGAGACGAAAGCGAUGAUCAGCGAGAAAGUUUUACCUGCGUUUGCGAAGGGUAAAGAACCGGAUUAUUGGCGUAUUUGCUGGGAUGCGCAGACUCCGACGGAAGAUUUCUUGAUUUGUAAACAUCCGGAUCAGGAGAGGUUGAAGGGGUUGUAUGUUGCUACGGGAGGCAGCUUUCACUCGUAUAAGUUCCUCCCCAUCAUCGGAAAAUACAUCCUCAACGUGCUGUACGAUGUCUCGAAUGGCGAAGAGAAAGACAAAGCAUGGGGCUGGAAAGAAAAGGGACAAUGGGUCGACGUUCAUGAACGAGGAUUGUUGAGUCAUAAGAGUGUCGUCAAGACAGAGCUGCAGGCAUUGUUCGCUCGAGGUGGGGGAUCGAAGGUCAGUGCGCCUAGGCUUUGAACGAAAGUCAGAUAGUGCGAAUUGUUUGAGUCGUAAUGAAGUGGGCUUUGUACAUAAGAGGAGAGGGACAUGUGGCUUAUAG